UGUUACUGUCAGUUGGCUGUCUCUUCGUAUUUUAUUUUUGGGAUAAAUAUCAUAUGCGAGUGAUAUUCGAUAUUUGUGUGUAAAUAUGAGUGCAGGAUCUAAUAAAAUGGAUUCCAAUAUCACUAGUUCGUGGGUCAAUUUCUUCACCGCCGCUGGGAUACCUUCGGAGGUGGGAGCCACCUACGCUAUCACCUUCACGGAGAAUCGGAUUCAAAAUGAUAUGUUGCUUGACUUAAACAAGGAAUAUCUAAGAGAUAUGGGCAUCACAAGGAUGGGAGAUAUAAUAGCCAUAUUAAGACAUGCUAAAAUGGUGCACGAGAGUACGGCCAGGGAAAGGGUGUUGAGCACAACGGUGGCUAGCAACAAGGUGCCCGUGGCUGCCGUCACUGGCAGAGCUACCGUUACCCAACCCUCAUCUCCUGCGAGUCGCAUGUUAGAACACUACACCAGGAACCCUCAAGUACAAGAGACUCCUCCGCUGAGAGCCGCACCGCAGAAACGGAAGUCCAGUGAACUGAACCCAGAAGAUAAGAAUGUUAAGAAGUCUCGUCUCAUCAGAUUCGGUACUCCUCCACAGACAGCCGUCACCACUAAGGAAGCAGCUCAAAAUAAGACUGUUUUCGCACGUCUUGGUCAUUCAGAUCCAGUACCGGAUGUUCCUCAAAAGGUCGGAAAGAAAGUGUUUUCCAGACUCGGUGCCAAGGACAACAAGGAAAAAGACCAGGUCGUGCCCAUCGAAAAGGACGCUCUCAAAUACGAGGGUAUCUUGAAAACCAGUCCGGAGCCCAGGAAAGUGUUCACCGUCACCACAUCGGUAAAUAAUAUUAGGAAAAUAGCGUUAGGCACCAUGAGGGCUGAUGAGACGCCGGUCAGUGUGAAGGACAAACUGGCCAUUGCCCGAGCGAAAUCCGUGAAAUUCUCAAAUCGCGUGGAGUAUAAAGAAAUAGAAGCAGUCAACAAGGUCCAGCUCAAGCCCAGGCUCACAACCGUCUUUAAUAAACCGGAGAGGAGGUUGGCCAUGCCGGAGAACACGGGCGUCAAGGCCAGGCUGGGAAACAAACGCGCCGGCGCCACCAAGAUGGCCGCCGUCAACAAGAUGGCGGUCGGCACCAAAAAACAAAACGCGCAGAGUAAAUUCACCAUAACUAGGAACGUCUUCAACAGACUGGGCGUUUGAUGAUGUCAUUGUUUAUAAUGUACCUAAUGGUAAGGAAAGGACUUUGUAAACGGUAAGAAUUAUUUUCUUUACGUUUGAUAAAAGUUUUCAAUAAUGAGAGAUAGCUAGCGUGCUACACGAGAGUGUUGCUAGUUAUAAAAUUUGGAUUGAUUUAAUAAUCUCUCGUUUUUUAUGUUAUUUGACUGUAACUGUUUUUAUGUUUUCUGUAAAAUACAUGUGAAAAAUAUUUGUAUCUCACGACUAACAGUGUUAAGUAGGCUUAAAACUUGGACUUUAAUUAAUAGUGUAUAUAGAUAAUAAAUAGUGUGUAAAGAUUGGAAAAAAUGAAUCUAUAUUAAUAAUAAAAAAAACUGUCAUUUAA
Messenger RNA from Danaus plexippus (monarch butterfly), 1538 nucleotides. RefSeq lists its product as uncharacterized. Lineage: Eukaryota; Metazoa; Arthropoda; Insecta; Lepidoptera; Nymphalidae. The transcript has 6 exons. Gene Ontology annotation, cellular component: nucleus. The record is from RefSeq and is a predicted model, not a curated record. The coding region runs from base 86 to 1177 and encodes 363 amino acids.